AUGCGUCCAAGCUUCGUCCUCGCGCUGUUGGUGGCCUUCGUAGUGGCAUGCGUUAGCGUCACUGCGAGAGCGAACGCCGCUGUCCAGCCGAAGCUCACGAUCGAGAUAGCGAGCAGUAUGUCGACACGCCGGUAUCUGAAGGGAAGGCAGGGAGGGACUGUUAAUGACGAUGAAGAGAGACUGUUCACGGGUGCUAUUCAGAAAAUGCCGGGUUUUAACAAAAUCAAGGCUGCCUUUCAGAAUAACCCAAGUUUUGCCAAGAAUUUGGAGAAGUUUCGUAUGAAACGCCAGCGUCUCGAUGAAUUUUUCAAGGAGAAUCCAGUUAUUAAGAAGGAAAUCAUCGUCGCUUCCGUGCUUUUGACACUGAUUUUCAGUGUGCCGAUUGUAGUCAAUGCAUUUUAUCCGGCGUAG
Messenger RNA from Phytophthora infestans T30-4, 411 nucleotides. RefSeq names its product secreted RxLR effector peptide protein, putative. The coding region runs from base 1 to 411 and encodes 136 amino acids. The transcript has a single exon. Lineage: Eukaryota; Oomycota; Peronosporomycetes; Peronosporales; Peronosporaceae. The record is from RefSeq and is a predicted model, not a curated record.